GUCAGCCUGCAGGUCCGUUGCAGCACCUGGCCUCUGAGGUGUAAUUGCAGAUACCAGAAGAAAAGGCAUGUGCCAUAUUGCAAGAUGGCCACGAAUGAACUAAUGAAGUGAGACGCUGCGUGGAAGGAGACUGCCCUCUAUAUAAGAUAAUGGUGUCUUGAUUUGUGCUCCUGCUUGUUCCCACUGAGAUUGCUCGGCAGUUGCCUGUGACUGCGCAGAUAUUUCAUGGCCUGUCGAGAAAAUGAGAUUCAGACAAAUUUCGAGUAAGUGAGAAUGGGCCCAGAUGUGCCUCUGCUGAAUGACCACAAACAAGAAUUCCUCUUGAAGCGAUUUCCACAGACCGUUUUGGGUGGCCCUCGAUUUAAAUUAGGACACUGUGCACCUCCAUACGUCUAUGUGAAUCAAAUCGUCCUCUUCCUGAUACCAUGGGUUCUUGGAGGAAUAGGGACGCUUCUGUAUCAAUUAAGUGCUCUGCAAGACUACUGCACAGCUGCACUUUCAGGAGGACUCAUGCUAGCUGCGGCCAUUAUUGUGCAGUCAACAAACUUGUAUGCCAGACAGAAAACUGCAUCUGUGGAAAGAGUACAUGUCCACAGUACCCUAACGGAUGAAGAUGAGUGGGAGUUCUCCAGUUGUGUGGGUUCAGAGACAGUCAAAUUUAUUAUUCCAGGCAAGAAAUACAUAGUUAACAUCAUCUUUCACUCACUUCUUUCUGGGGUGCUCUGUAGCUUGGGAACUUGGUACUUGCUACCAAACAGAAUUGCUUCAUUGUAUGGAGGCAAUGUUGGAGCAACUGUUAUGAUCUUUGUGUUUGGAUGGUUGACAGUCUGCAUUGGGGAAUACUCAUUAAUUGUCAAUACUGCUUCAGAGAUAGCUACUUACCAAGCACUGGACACGUAUGAAAUUGUUCCUCUUAUGAGACCUUUCUACAUUUUUGUCUUCGUUGCGGUGGAUCUUGCUCACAGAUUUGCUGCUGAUAUACCAUCUCUCAAGCUGGCGAACCAGAUUUUGCACAUUAUAUUUUUAUGUUUGCCUCUCUUGUGGACUCUGGGGAUUUUGCCCCCACUGGAUGCACUUUUUCUCUGGGGAAUGGAGCAAGUGUUGGAGCUCGGUCUAGGAGGUUCACCCAUGUCGAGUAACUUAAGGCUGCUAGUGAUGUUCCUUGUUUCUGUGGGAACAGCUAUUGCAUCUUAUUUCAUCCCCAGCACUCUUGGUGUGGUCCUUUUCAUGACUGGAUUUGGAUUUGCACUGAGUCUUAACUUAAAUGAGCUUGCGUUUGCCUUCAAAUACACCGUGACCAACUGCUUCACUUCCAGCAAACCUAAGAACACGCCUGCUCAUUGUAGGACACAGUUUGGAUGCCGGGAGUGCAUGUUCUAUUUGACUGUAUUGACUUUCGCUCUCCUGGAAGCUAGCCUGCUGCACUCCUUCCUUGGUUCUCAGGCAUUUUCUAAAAGCAGUCUCCAGGCUGCUAUGAGCUAUGUGCUGAUAGUAUUGCUCCUUGCUAUGUGGAUUCUCAGAGAGAUCCAGGCAGUGUACUUGUUUGGAAUGUUCCGAAACCCUUUUUACCCAAAGGAUGUCAUGACUGUGAAUGUAUUUGUGAAGAAGCAAAAGAAGCUCAAGAAAAUUGGUGUGUUCAGAAGGAUUUUACUGACUGUAGUGUCUCCAUUUGCUAUGAUAGCAUUUCUUUCUCUAGACAAUUCUCUCCAUCAUCUCCCAUCCAUAUAUAUUUCCAUUGGAUUCUCAAGAAGCUUUAGAAUGGUAUGGCAAAAUACAGAACAUGCUUUGUUGGAUAUGGUGGUAGUGUCUUCAGUGCAGUUGCUGAUGUUCAGUACUGAUCUGUGGUGGAACAGAAGCAUUGAUACAGGAAUGAAACUGUUGCUGGUUGGAAUAAUCCGGAAUCGACUCUUCCAGUUCGUUUCAAAACUGCAGUUUGCACUAACUGUACUCUUGACAUCGUGGACAGAGAAAAAACAACGUCGGAAAUCCAGUGCUACCCUGAUUACGCUCAACGUCGUCUUCUUUCCAAUAGUAACAGGCCUUAUAUUACUUUCUGCACUGCUGUCUUCUCCCUUGUUGCCUCUCUUCAGUCUCCCAGUAUUUCUGAUUGGCUUCCCAAGACCUGUCCGAAGCUGGCCAGGUCCUGUGGGUGUGACAGCCUGUGUGUGUCCUGAUACCAUAUAUUAUCAGCAAAUGAUUCCAAGCUUGGCUACAGCAUUGCAGUCAGCAUUGUCAGUUGGUAGCCUAGGUCUCUGUUAUCCUGGGUCUCACUACUUGUGCCGAUUUCAAGACAGACUGGUAUGGAUCCUUGUGUUAGAAAGAGGCUUCACUUAUUGUUGUCUUAAUAUCAAGGGUUUAGAAUUGCAGGAAACCUCCUGCCACACUGCUGAAGCUCGCAGAGUGGAUGAGAUAUUUGAGAUGGCGUUUGAACAUGAAGAACGCAGUCAGGCCCUCUCCUUCAAUCAUCACUUUGGAAACAUUUUAACACCUUGCGCUGUUCUGCCUGUGAAACUCUAUUCAGAUGCCAGAAAUGUCUUGUCCGGAAUAAUUGACUCACCUGAGAACAGGAAGCAGUUGAAAGAUGACUUCAUAAAAGUCCUCUUAUGGGUGCUAGUCCAGUACUGCUAUAAGCAGUCAAAAACACACAGGACGCUUGAAAGGACACCCAAAUCCAGGCAGGAAACACCUUCAGUAGAACCGUCUGAAGUGUUAAGCAAGGCAGAAGAAAGACCAAGUCCCUGGAAAGACGAGGAUGGCCUCAGCGUGGAAUCAAUAGAGGAGUGGACUGAUGACAGCAACCUUUUUGAUGCUGAAUCCAGCAAGAAAACAUCUAAAGCGAAAGAAAUGGCAUCACGAGGGGGUACGCCAAGACCUUUCUUUUGUCUUCCAGGCUCUGUAGAAAUACACACUACAGAAGCUGAACUACCAGAGGCAGCUAGUGUGAAUAAACUCUAUAAAACUGUUGUUCUUGGUCUUCCUGUGGUAGACACUGGAAAACAGUGGGGAGUGAUAGAUUUGCCCCCUAUUAAGUUCAAUAAUUCCUAUUCUGCACAGUUAAGCAUUCCUGAAGAGUGGAGAACUACGUCCUUACCGGUUGCCAAACUCCGUGAGAUGAAGCAGAAAUUUCCGGAAGACUGGUACUGCUUCAUACUUCGCCAACUAGAUUUCUUUCACCUGAAAGAAAACCCUUCAAGUUUACAUGAAGACCUUACGAAAGACACUGCUUUGAAGGAGUUGUAUGUCCAGGUCGUCCUGUCUUGUUACAUUGCGAUGUUUGGUUUAGACGACACGGUUCCCUCUCCCGGUCACAUAUUCAGAACCUACAACGGAGGACUCCCCUGGUCUGUCUUUUUGGACUGGCUAAUAGGAAAGCAAGAGCUCUUUCAGCUAGCGCUCAAAGUGUUCAGAUACACGGUUAAGCUUAUGGUUGACAAAGCAAGCCUGGGUCCAGUUGAAAAUUCGAAAGAGCUGCUUAACUGUCUUGAGGAAUAUGAAAGUGACUGGCACAUUGGACCGGUGUCUGAAACGGAGUGGCAGCAAGCCGUUUUACAAGAAAAGCCAUAUCUUUUUUCUUUGGGGCAUGACCCUAAUAUGGGAGUUUAUACUAGCAGAGUCCUCACCCUCCAGGAAUUCCUUGUGCAAGUUGGAAAACUGAACGGCGAAGCUGUGAGGGGGCAGUGGGCCAACCUCUCGUGGGAGCUGCUCUACGCCACCAAUGACGACGAAGAGCGUUACAGCAUCCAAGCGCAUCCUGUCCUCCUGCGGAACCUGACCAUACAGGCAGCGGACCCUCCCCUCGGCUACCCCGUCUAUUCCUCUGAGCCUCUCCACGUGCCUUUGCUCUAGGGCUUGGCUGCGUGGUUCCGAAUGCUUGCUCCAAAGCAGGCUGACUGUUCUCACAAGGAAAACUCGUUUGCCAAAGAUGUUGAUGGCUGCGGAGGCGAUGCUUAUGGCAAGAAUCUUUGAACAGGUUUUUCAGCACCAGAACUAUCUGAACCUCUGAUCCUGAAGGUCUAACAAUGGGAGAUAUGAAAUGUAAGGAGAAGGCUUGAUGCAGGCAAUAAGCCCAUUGAUGUACGGAGUGAAGUUUUUUUUGUUUUGUUUUCAUGAACUGAAAAAUCAGUAUCUUGACAGGUGACUUCCACUAGGAUGCAGGUUACCACCGAUUAGUAUAAAAAUGUACGUAACAUUGAAGCUCUUUCCCUGAUUUUGAUACAGCAGCGUUGAUUUUAUCACUUCUUAUAUUGUGUACCGUAUUUGCAUUGUCAAAGGAAUACUUGAAGAAACCUUUAAUAUACGACAACUAUUCAGCCUACGGAAACGAGAGCCUUUCUUAGACAUAGCAAAUGGGGGGCCAGCACUUUGGUAACAGCCAUCUGUCGUAGUGCAGGAAGGCUGAUAAGAGGGGCAAUCUGCUGACCAGUUGUGCAGCUUAGGAAUAAUAUUGAAAUCACAGAGACCUAAAUUCCCAUGAGCCAGAAAAAGGCAUGGAAACAAGUUUCUGUUUUUACCUAAAGGACUAAAAGACAAGCAGUUCUUGAGGGGACUGCUUUAGUAGAAUUCUAAAAUCCAGAACAUGGGAAUUGAAAACUUGGGGGUUUUCUCUGAGUGGAAGAAAGCUUGUAGACUCGCCUUCUCCAACCUAUUACACUCCAGAUGCUUUGGACUUCAACUUCCAUCAGCCGUAGCCAGCAUGGCCAAUGGUCCUGGUUUUCCCUCCCAUUGGUCACAUUGACGCUGUUCGGAUGACACACUGAGCCACGGUGGUUAAGCAUUUUGAGCUAAACAUGAUGGCUUAGCAUGUCGUGUGAAUCGUUCCUAACUAUGGUGGCAACAUAACCAUGGUUUAAACACGCUCACUGGCCAUGGCUUAGCAUGUGGUCUGAACAGGCCCAACGUAAUGGAAUUUUCCUAGGGCAGCUCGAGUCCAGCUGAGAGGCACCAACCCUUUCCACACCUGAAUGUGCUCUUACUGACUAGCACCACAGAGCAAUACUUUUGGAGGUUGUUGACAUGAGCUUCUAUUCCUUAGUAAGGUCUUAACAAAAUUUGUGCCCUGGGAUCUGAGAACUAAAGGCUUCCAGACAUGGGUUUGAUCCAGGACCUCCUUUCUGUUGACAGAAGGGCUCUUGAUACAUGGGGAUCCCCCUGUACCACAGCUCACUCCAUUCAGCAGGAUCCCCUGGACACCUCUGUGUAGCAUUUUCAGGGGCUAGAAAAUGCUACACCUUUUCAGGGGCUAGAAAAUGCUACUCCCUCCCUAUGUAGGAGGGAGCAGGGAGGUCCACUUCUACCAGCCCAGCUGCAGACCUAAACCUGGAUCCAACCCAGUGUUUGAGAAGAUGCCUUGGGAGGUGUGUAGGUUUGAAUGGUCACCCCUAGUGUUAUGAUUACAUGUGCGGUGGAGGAUAGCACCAUGUAAGGUAGUGAGGCAGUGAAGGGUUUUUGCUUGUGACCAAGCACAGUGCAGAAUCAAUCAGCGUUAUAUAGAAAUUUAUUGAAGGGAACAGAUUGAAGAGACAUGAUACUUAUUGUCAAAUUACACAUUAUAAAACUUCCAUUUCUUGCCAAAGUAGUUUUUU
Elgaria multicarinata webbii is the source of this 5582-nucleotide messenger RNA. It is a transcript of the gene PCNX4, whose product is annotated as pecanex 4. The record is from RefSeq and is a predicted model, not a curated record. Gene Ontology annotation, cellular component: membrane. The transcript has 12 exons. Bases 274 to 3846 code for a protein of 1190 amino acids. Lineage: Eukaryota; Metazoa; Chordata; Lepidosauria; Squamata; Anguidae.